AUGUUAAAUCAUACGAAGGGGCUAAUAUCACCAUUUCAAAAUUUGUCUCCGCAAGGACGACUAUUGCAAAUAUUCCGAAUCCUUAUGGGUUGUGCUGUUAUUGCUUUAACUAUUACAGCCGUGGUCGGCCCACUAUUCAUACAUCAGUUAUAUGCGGCUAGAAUCAAUUGUGCUCAUUUGGAUGUUUCCUACGGUCUUUAUAAAUCAUUGAGGAACUCCGUUUCAUUGAAUCCAUCUGUACUUGACGAGCUGGAGACUAGCCAGCUUCCUGUCGAUUCCUCCCUAACCAACUCAGAAAUAGCUAUUUUAACUGAGUACGCAGAAUCGCAAGUUGCUGAUGCACCUCAGUAUAUCUUAAGUUCUUUAUGGAGCUGGUGCUACGGCAAUUAUAACACAACCCUGUAUUACGAUAAAUAUGGUGUCCUCAAGUAUAAAAAGCAUGAUGAUGUUCUCGUAUGUCAAAGAACAAAUAGCCGUUACGUUUUCGAUUAUAGAAAGGAUUUACAGGAUAUUGGUUUAGAAAGCAUUUUAGCAUAUGCCUUCCAAUCAUCAGAUGUAGAGGAUAAAAAAUAUGACAAGAAGGUCGCUGCAAGGAGAAACAAGGUUAAGUUAGCUCCUUCUGCUCUUAUAUUUUGUGCCUCGUCACAAACUGCUAUUCUAAUCUUGACAUAUUUUUUGUACUUGAAAAGAGGCGACUCAAGGGAUUUAAGCGGUGCAUCAAAGAUCUUUCUUAAUGUUGUAUCUUUGCUUUCCAUUGCUUCCUUUAUCAGCAUAGCGAUUGUGUGCGGAAUUAUGACUAGAAUAUUAAUCCAGGUGAGAAGGGAAGUGAGCAAAAAUUUGACCGAUUUCGGUGUUUCUUUACAUUUAGGUGAGAUAUGGUUUUCCUUGAUAUGGUCGGCUUUUAUUUUUUCUAUGUUGUCUAUGGCUUCUUGGGCAUUGCCUCUUUGGUUUGCCAAUCCCCCUGAUGAUGUGUAUGAGGAAGAUAUGGAAAGUUUUCAUGGCAUGAGGAAUAGAGGUCGUCAAGGAACAUUGCAUUCUACGUCUCUGCAGAAAGUCCACGAGCUACGGAAGUGGAGCAGCUCAAGCGAUGAGAACCAAUCUGAACACAUUCUCGAUGAAGAAAGCAUACUGUACAGCACAAAAAAUCAGUCAGAUGAGGAUGAUUUAUACGGGUUGCCAAGGUCCUCUCUUCUGGAAAGUGAAGUUGCCUUGAGAAGAUUAGGUGAGUCCUUUUCCAGAAAAUCUUCUGUCCGUCAUAUCGGACCAAGAAAAUCGAAACUGGGCACUAAGAUUAAUAAUCCGAUUUCUGAAGAAGAGACAAUGAAUUUAUUAUAUGACGAUUCGGAAAACACAUUUCCUCGGUAUCCGGGACCUCAGCAUUAUAAGGAAGAAACAUACGAUGGGUAUGCAGAUUCCACCAAUAACGAUAUAGGAAGAGGAGCUAGAAGGAUACAGAAAGUAAAUGGAAGUAAUCCAUUCGACUCCGCCACAAGAUUGAAUUAA
Messenger RNA from Priceomyces carsonii, 1503 nucleotides. RefSeq names its product Ecm7p (gene ECM7). Lineage: Eukaryota; Fungi; Ascomycota; Pichiomycetes; Serinales; Debaryomycetaceae. Gene Ontology annotation, biological process: fungal-type cell wall organization. The transcript has a single exon. The record is from RefSeq and is a predicted model, not a curated record. Gene Ontology annotation, cellular component: cell cortex of cell tip; plasma membrane. Bases 1 to 1503 code for a protein of 500 amino acids.